Molecule: messenger RNA, 1307 nt
Organism: Populus euphratica (Euphrates poplar)
Lineage: Eukaryota; Viridiplantae; Streptophyta; Magnoliopsida; Malpighiales; Salicaceae
Product: putative DNA-binding protein ESCAROLA
Exons: 1
Coding region: 29-964 (311 amino acids)
Cellular component (GO): nucleus
Molecular function (GO): DNA-binding transcription factor activity; minor groove of adenine-thymine-rich DNA binding
Source: RefSeq, a predicted model, not a curated record
AAAAAACCAAACUAGUUGUAAAUAUUAAAUGAACAUGAAAGGUGAAUACGUAGAACGUCAUCAAGCAAAGCAUGAAAAAACUCCAAACAUGUUCUCCGAGCUCAACCCUCACCACCAACAACUUCCCUUUUCCCAGCACUUUCAACUCUCUCGUGAAUCCGAAGAGGAAGAUACUCGUAGUACUGGUGCCGCCACAACACCAAAUCCCAUUCCCACCUCUCAAAAACUCAACGAAUUUAACAGCUGCGGUGGCACUGACGGUGCUACUAUUGAAGUAAUUCGUCGGCCCAGAGGCAGACCGCCCGGUUCAAAGAACAAACCCAAACCACCCGUUAUUAUAACCCGGGAACCUGAACCAGCCAUGAGUCCUUACAUCCUAGAAGUCCCGGGUGGAAACGACGUCGUUGAAGCACUAUUCCGUUUCUGUCGCCGAAAAAAUAUGGGAAUCUGCGUUCUUACAGGAACCGGCACGGUCGCUAACGUCACUCUGCGUCAGCCAUCGACAACACCAGGAGCUACUAUCACUUUUCAUGGAAGAUUUGAUAUUUUGUCAAUUUCGGCAACUUUUUUGCCUCAAACAACGUCCUAUCCAGUGCUUAAUAGUUUUACCAUUUCGCUUGCGGGUCCACAGGGGCAGAUCGUCGGAGGGAUUGUUGCUGGAGGUUUGGUGGCUGCUGGUACUGUUUUUGUUGUAGCGGCUUCGUUUAAUAAUCCGAGUUAUCACCGGUUGCAGGUUGAGGAGGAAGGGAGGUAUUCUGGGUCUGGUGAUGGUGAUGGUGGUGGUGGGGAAGGGCGAUCACCUGUGUCGGGUGCAGGUGGGGGAGAAAGUGGACACGCGGCAAGUGGACGAGGAGGAGGAGGAGGAGGAGAGUCUUGUGGGAUGGCUAUGUAUGGUUGUCAUUUGCCAGCUAAUGAUGUGAUUUGGGCGCCCAGCGCCAGGCAGCCGCCACCAGCGCCUUAUUAAUGUGAAUUAUCAUGUAGAUGAUCAGGGUCAAUCAAUAUUUUUUUCAGCUUUUAGGAAGUUUGAUUAUGAAGAAUUUUUUUUUUAAUGUAAGUUUUUCUCUGUAUAUGUUAACCAAGUCUUUAAGUAGCUCUUUUCGUUUCCAUGGAACGAAAGAGGAACAGUGCUGCUAGUUUUCUUUCCUUUUACCAAAUUGGUAAUGUUCCUUUUUUUCUUUUAAAGAAAUGGGAAGUGCAUAAAGAAACUGACUGGUGUAGUGUAAGACGGCGUCAUGCAUGUCAAAAUCAUGAGUAACUUAUGUUUUUCAUGGUGGGAUUUUAACGGAAGCAUGUUUGCUUUGGAGUUU